AUGGACUUCCCAGGAAAAAAAGAAAACAAAAGCCUGAAGACACUAUGCAAAGCUAAAUGCCUCGUCUGUGCUUUGUGGAAAUGUACAGAUCUUGAACCUGAUGACUGUGCAUCUUUAUGCAUUUUCAGUGUAGACCACUCAUCAUCGGUAAAUCAUCCUAUUUGUAUCCCAUGUCAUGGAUUUCAAACACACCCUUCUCCUUUGUCUUCACCUACUAAAUUGCAGAGUCAUAAAAGCUAUGAAGGAACAUGUGAAAUACCAGAAUCUAAGUACAGUCCACUUGGUGGGCCUAAGCCUUUUGAAUGUCCUAGUAUUCAAAUUACAUCUAUCUCUCCAAAUUGUCAUCAUGGAAUAGAAGCCAGUGAAAAUGAAUUGCACACAAAUGGCCCUCAGAAUGAAUAUAUGGAAAGGCCUUCAAGGGACCAUUUAUAUCUUCCUCUUGAGCCAUCUUACAGGGAAUCAUCCCUUAGCCCAAGUCCUGCCAGCAGCAUUUCCUCUCGGAGCUGGUUCUCAGAUGCCUCGUCUUGUGAGUCAGUCUCUCAUAUUUAUGAUGACGUGGAUUCAGAACUGAAUGAAGCUGCUGCUCGAUUUACCCUUGGGUCACCUUUGGCAUCUCCUGGAGGUUCUCCAAGAGGCUGUCCAGUUGAUGAUCCUUGGCAACAAUCAUAUGGAUUUGGGCAUGCCUUGUCACCAAGACAAUCUCCUUGUCAUUCUCCUAGGACUAGUAUCACAGAUGAAAAUUGGCUUAGCCCAAGACCAACCUCAAGGCCAUCAUCAAGGCCUACGUCACCAUGUGGGAAGCGCCGACAUUCUAGUGCUGAAAUCUGUUACAUUGGUUCACUUUCUCCUCAUCAUUCUCCUGCUCCAUCACCAGGACAUUCUCCUAGGGGAAGUAUUACAGAAGAUACAUGGUUAAAUUCUUCUCUCCAUGGUCUGACUCCAGGCCUUUCAGCUUUUCAGUGUUGUGGAGAUACUGACAUCCCUCUUAAAACAAGGAAGACCUCUGAGGAUCAAACUGCAAUUAUAUCUGGAAAAGUAGAACUUUGUUCUGAAGAACAGGGCAAUCUAUCACCAUCCCUUGAAACUGCAAUAGAUGAUAGCUCUGUAUCCCAGCAUAUGUUAAAAAAAGAUUUGCCUGGUGACCAAUUUCUUUCUGUUCCUUCACAUUUUACCUGGAGUAAACCAAAGCCUGGCCAUACUCCUUUAUUUCGCACAUCUUCAUUGCCGCCUCUAGACUGGCCUUUGCCCACACAAUAUGGGCAGUGUGAACUGAAAAUAGAAGUACAACCAAAAACUCAUCACAGAGCACAUUAUGAAACGGAAGGCAGCAGAGGAGCAGUAAAAGCAUCUACUGGUGGACAUCCUGUAGUGAAGCUCCUAGGUUACAAUGAAAAACCCGUAAAUCUUCAGAUGUUUAUUGGGACAGCAGAUGAUCGUUACUUACGGCCACAUGCUUUUUACCAAGUGCACAGAAUCACGGGAAAAACCGUUGCUACGGCUAGUCAAGAAAUAAUCCUUGCCAGCACCAAGGUUUUGGAAAUUCCUCUUUUACCUGAAAACAAUAUGUCUGCCAGUAUUGAUUGUGCAGGUAUUCUGAAACUCCGCAAUUCAGACAUAGAGCUUCGGAAGGGUGAGACAGAUAUUGGAAGAAAAAAUACAAGAGUGAGGCUUGUAUUUCGGGUACAUAUCCCACAGCCUAGCGGGAAGGUCUUGUCCCUUCAAGUUGCCUCUAUACCUGUUGAAUGCUCUCAGAGAUCGGCUCAGGAACUUCCUCAGAUAGAGAAAUACAGCAUCAGUAGUUGCUCAGUAAAUGGAGGCCAUGAAAUGAUUGUUACAGGCUCUAACUUCCUUCCUGAAUCAAAAAUAUUAUUUCUUGAAAAGGGGCAAGAUGGACGGCCCCAGUGGGAGGUGGAAGGAAAAAUAAUUAGGGAUAGGAGUCAAGAGGCUGCGCUUAUUCUUGAAGUUCCUCCAUAUCACAAUAAAGCAAUUACAGCAGCUGUCCACGUGCAGUUCUAUGUUUGCAAUGGCAAAAGGAAAAAAAGCCAGGCUCAGCGUUUUACAUACACUCCAGUUGUAUUGAAACAAGAGAACAGAGAUGAAAUGGAUUUGACUUCAGUUUCAUCGUUGUCCCUGACUCACUGUAAAGGACUCUCUUCUGUCCAAACCCAGUUGCCUUCACCAGAUCCAGGGCUUUCACAUGAUAGCUUACUUUCUACUUCACCCAGGAACCUUGUAUGUCCCAUACAGCAACCAUUCACACCUAUGGUAUCCUCAGCAGUAACCCAGUUGUCACACAUGCAAGGUAGAAACAUUAGUCCAGGUGAAGAGCAUCCUGUUCUGUCUUCAGCUGUAGUCCACCAGUCUUUUCAGGUAACAUCAGCAUCUUCUGUGGGGCCUUCCUAUCAGCCUAUGCAACCUAAUGUUAUGUUUAAUGGACAGCCUGGUCUUCCCAUGAACCCUGCCUCUUCUAGUCAAGGAUAUGAUACAAUUUCAUUUCAGCAAGAUGCACCUGUACCUCCACUGAUAAACCUCAGCUGCCAGUCUCUACCACCAAUCCCAUAUCAUUCUUCAAGUUCAGGUUCAGUGUCAACUUCAGUUGCAACAGGAGGACAUACUUCAGCACACCUAGCUCAAUCAAGACCUCAUUUGCAGUCAAUGCAAUAUCAUUGUCCUGAUCCUCAGCAAAGUCCUGUUUCUUCUGCAGUGACCCAGUCCCUUGGACAUCCUUCCUCACAAUUGCAGCAAAUAACUUACCAUUCUUCAAAUCCAGGUAAUUCCUCAUCAUCAUCCCCCAAAUCUUCUCAUUCUUUAGUUCAUUCACCACGAUCUGGGCCAUCUUCACCACAGUUGCAAUCUAUGCCUUACCAUCUUUCUAGUUCGGGAUCUGCCUCAUCUCCUCCUCCAGCUGCUGUCAGUCAGUCUGGACAACAGUCCCCACAGGAACAUAGCCCAGGUUUGGGAGGAAUUGCUACAACUUCAUCUUUGAUGCAUCAUAACAUAUGUGACACAUCUCCAUUUUCAUCAGAAGGGUCAACUGUUAAUAUUAAGCCUGAACCAGAAGAUCAAGAGUUGAAUUUUCAGACAAUGGGGCUGCAAGACAUCACGUUAGAUGAUGUGACUGAAAUCAUUGGAAGAGACAUGCCGCAGAUCUCUGCGUCCCGUGGAGCAGGAGCUGCUGUCCUGCGGAAACCUGGAGCAAACCAGGAAGCCUUGCACUUUUCCUCUGAAUAAUGCUACGUCCCUCUUUAGAUUUACUGUGCUUCCGACUAUGUGGCCUUGAUGAUCCUGAACACUGGAUCCCUGCAGAGCUGUUCUGGGAGAGUGGGAACGAGAGUUGUAAGAGGAACAGGUUGACUUAUCGGUUUUUAGGAUGCUGUAAAAAUUACUUUAUAAAAAUGGACACCAGGAAGUGACCCAAGAUACUUUAACCUUGAAUGAAAUACCAAUGAGCUUUGCUUGUUUUGUGCAUUUAACAUAAUUCUUUUAUAUUAAGUGCUUAAUUGUAUGGAGAAAUGUAGUUUUGCUUUCAGUAUGCACAGUUACUGAAUGUGGGUAAUUUUUUUUUUUUAAAAAAACACCAUCUUUGUAUGCUGCUUUUCUUUAGGAGAGAUACUAAGAUUGUAAUAAAAAUUUGUAUACCUUUUGGACGGUCUUUUUGAAGAGCCUUUAAGCAUAUGUGGUUUAAAAGAGUUUUUUUAAUAAUAAUAAUGACUUUCAGAGGCACAGAAGUAUCUAUCAUCUGAAGCCAACGCCUUUGGAAGUCUUACAUAUGAAUAAUGAUUAUCAUUUUCUUUGGAGCUUUAGGAAGCAAAGCCAAAUACAGAUCUGUGUUCUUGAGACACUGAAAAAUUUUGGUAGGCUGCAAAGAGACCAUUCCAUCAUGGAUAUAUUGGGAUAGAAAUGACAUUCCAAAACCUGACUUUUAUACCUUCGUACCUUUGCUAGCACAGACCUGUUCUAACAGAAGCACUUGUUCAGAAUUAUUUAUAUAUAUGCUCAUUUUUAAUGAAGCAAUUACAAUUUUGGGAUAUGUCAAAAGGCUGUGUUCCAUAUACAGUCCUUUUGAUCAGGCUUGUUUAAACUGUCAGAGUCAUCCUACUGUCUUGAAAUUCCUCAGGUAGAGAUCUUCACUCAGUCUGUUCUUUUUUCUGUUAGGUGUGCCUGAAAAUAUAUGUCUGUUGGCAUUUGUAUUGGCUUCUUAAAAUCUUUUCUUAAUGGUAUAGCGAUCCUACUGUUCGCAGGGUUCCAUCCUCUAAGAAAUCAGCUUGGUAUGGCAUAAAAGGAAUGUAACUAGACCCUCUUACUCUAACAGAGGUACUUAAUCCUGCUGACAAAGGCAGCUUAGUGCAGAGGGAGGUGUAUCCAUUGUGACCGUUGGGGCUGAAGCUGCCUAUGACUGCCUAUGCAUGUUAGGUUAAUAUUUCCCAUUGCUGUGUGAUUUAUGGGGGUGCCUUUGUCUCUAAUUUGAAGCAUGAGAGAUACAAAAUCCAACCAUGGCAGAUAAGAAUUUCUACUAAAUAGAGUUAAUUCCUUUGUAAAAUGAAAAUCAAGAUGUUUCAAGUUUGGGUAAGCAAAUGAAACAGGAGAUUGCAAAAUGAAAAGAUAAUUAAAAGGAUUUUUGAGAACCAUAAAGAUUAAGAUAGUUGGUGUGUGGUUUUCUGUUGUUGUUUAGCUCAUUUUUAUAGCUACUUAAGUCUUAACUGAUAGCAACAAGAUAAGUUCUAUAGCAUCAUGCUGUUGGCAACAGGCUGAUAGAGGGUGAAGUGUCCGUCUUCCUGGGAAUGCUACAGCAAGCAACUUGACUUUUAAGCAGUCUCCACUCCUUUUGUGAAAAGAAUAUAGGUGACUCAGCCACAAUUUAGUUAUUAAAAGGGUUGCUUAACCGGUAAUUAUCUGCAGACCACAUUUACUGCUUAGUCUGCAAGUAACCCUACCAUCUCAUGAUGAAGUAAAGCAAAGCAGAAUCAGUGUGUUUGGGCAGUUCAGGAGACACCUAUGUUGAGCACUAAAAUAUUUUAUAUUAAACUUUAUUGGAGCUGUUUAUCCUUUUUUUUUAAUCACAGUUUUGACUCUUUAAAAUACAAAGGUGAUAGCUGAAACAAAUGUUUGUUUUUUAAAAAAAAUAUAAUCAGCAUUUAAGAUGGAAAGGAAUAUUUCUUCAUAUUAGCUGCUGUCUUGAGUGUUGGAUCAGGUGGACAUCCCAUUUGGAUGAAUCCUAAAUUAAUGCAGCAUCUUCUUCCCUGCCCAUCCCCACCAUGGUGGAUCUCUUUAUCUUCAUUCCAGGGAUCCUUAAUGUUCUCCUUUUGAUUAUCCUACAGCAGUUAAAAUUGCCAUGCACACACUUUUGAAACCAAAGGGCAGUCUUCUCAAAAUGUUAUGGUUUCUUUGGAAGUACAUUUGUCUUCUCUUCAGUGAAUACAACUAGUUUCAAACUGAGUAAAGUAUGGCUAGUUACACAUGAGAGCACUUCAUUCCUUUUUCAGUAGUCCUAAGACUUUCAGUGUUUUCUCUGUGCUGUCGCCGGGGUCUCUUUUAC
Messenger RNA from Python bivittatus (Burmese python), 5536 nucleotides. Lineage: Eukaryota; Metazoa; Chordata; Lepidosauria; Squamata; Pythonidae. The record is from RefSeq and is a predicted model, not a curated record.